Molecule: messenger RNA, 702 nt
Organism: Symbiodinium necroappetens
Lineage: Eukaryota; Dinophyceae; Suessiales; Symbiodiniaceae
Source: the annotation of a GenBank genome assembly
AUGGAACUGCAAGAUAAAAAGGUUUUGAUUUUUGGCGGCACGUCCGGCAUCGGCCUGGCAACAACCCUGUUGCUGCAGCAGGCGGGUGCGCACGUGGUGGCAAUCAGUCGUGACCCUGCGAAGGCUGGCGAACUGCCCGGGGUGGCAUUGCGGGCCUGUGAUGUACGUGACCGUGAUGCGUUGUCACAGUUAUUUGCGGAAGAAGCGCCAUUUGACGUGCUGAUCAGUGCCGCGACAGGCGGUGAGCGGGCAAAUGGUCCGUUUCUGCAGAUGGAUCUGGAUGGCUACCAGGGGUCGUUUGAUAAAUUAUGGGGGUAUACCAACUGUGUCCGUCUGGGCGCCCAACAUCUCAGCGAACGGGGCAAUAUCGUGCUGGUCAGUGGCUCACCGGCGCGUCGCGCAAAACCUGGUCAGGCAGCCAUUGCGUCGGUUGGCGGAGCGGUUGAACAGUUUGUUCGUGCGGUAGCCGCCGAGCUUGCGCCGCGACGCAUAAACAUUGUUUCUCCCGGCGUCAUCGCAACACCCAUGUUUGGUCCGGAUAGCGAAGCCCGCGAGGGUAUGUUGCAGGGCGCCACAGCCAAAAACCUGAUUCCCCGUCCAGGUACGCCUGAAGAGGUCGCCCAGGGUAUUCUGUUUGUGGUGCAGAAUGAUUUUGUCACCGGCACAACCGUUGAUGUGGACGGCGGCUGGCUCUUAAGUUAA